Messenger RNA from Vespa mandarinia (Asian giant hornet), 1983 nucleotides. Its product is annotated as transmembrane protein 135. The record is from RefSeq and is a predicted model, not a curated record. Lineage: Eukaryota; Metazoa; Arthropoda; Insecta; Hymenoptera; Vespidae.
GAUACCAACUUCAAUCCGUAUUGAACCGAUAGUUAAUAUAAUUGCGUUCUUCGGUUCACAAGCACUCAGAAGUUUGUAAAGAGUGCAGAAAGUAUGUUAUGUUUUCGUUAACCGCGCGUUUCAAGAAUUAUUUAAGUUAGUUCUCGAACCAAAUUACACCUAUCAAUAGAAAACCGUUUUGUGUCGAAAUUUUACAUUUUGCAAAAGUAAUAACAAGUAAUAUGAUUCCAUCGAAAUAUUUUUAAUUUACUAUUGCUUUUCAUAAUAUAUACAAAAAAAAAAAAAAAAAAAAAAAAAUUUGGAAAGACCUAUAUAUAAUUUUCUAUGUUAAAUUUAUAAAUCCUUCGUUUUAUAUAUAAUCAUAACAUGACUUUAACAAAAUUCUUUAUUCCACAUAAAUGAGAAAAAAAAAGUAGAAGAGGACAAAAAAAGAAAACUAAAAAUGCCUGCCAAUUUCAGUAAAUUUAUUAAAACAAGUUGUAAAGAAUGCACACAUUGGUGGACAAAUUCGUGUAUUUCUGCAUCGAUGGGUCUUGGCCUAGACUGUUUGCAAGAAUCUCUGAAAAUUUAUUCGAUAGUAUAUAUCAUUACUUUAUUGAUGAAACGAAAGAAACCAACAAAAGAUAUCAUUAUACAAACAAUAUUAGGAAUUCUUCAAUCUUCAGCAUUUCUUUCUUGGACUGCAUUUAAUUAUUCCCUAAAUAUUUGUGGUCUAAGGAAGGUGUUAGGAUGUAUGAAUAUUAUUACAGUAUCUUUUUUACCUUCAUUUCUAUCUAAUAUAGCUGCUAUUUUAAUAGAAAAACCUUCUAGGCGUACUUUAUUAUGUCUCUAUGUGUCAAAUGUUGCAACAGAAACCUUAUUUAAUAUGGGCAUUUGGAGAGGAUAUUAUCGAAGCAUUCCAUAUGGACAAGUUUAUAUUUUUGCUUUAAGCAUAAGUAUGUUACUUUACUUUUAUCGAUCUAAACCUGUCAAGCAAGAUUCUAUAUACAAACUUAUUAGGUUUAUCAUUGGUCCAUAUGAACAGACUGAAUAUUUUGGCAAAAGAAUUGAAAAUUUUCAAACUACUUCUUCCACUCAACCUUCAGAAUUAAGAACCUUUAACCUUUUAGAAAGAAGAUCCAAACGUCAUACCUUUGAUAUUAUUUGGAAGUCUUUUGAAGUUUACAAACAGAUCAUAAAUAAUUUAAAAAAUAAAAGUAAACAUUUGUCUUGUCCACACCCUUACAGCUGUGCUCAUUAUAUAUUAAUGAGCGGAGCACAAUUAUUCAGUUAUGGAUAUGGUAUACAAGUAGCCAUACAAUUGAUCUUUCAUUAUAGACAAAUUUUUACAAAAUCAAAGAAUAUAAAAAAAAUAUUAUUUAAAAGAAAAUAUUUCAAGUUUGCUGUAUUUCUAGGAGGAUUUACUACACUUUACAAAUUCACAUCAUGUUUACUACGAAGAAUAUAUAAUAAAGAUUCUCCAAAGUUUGCUAUACCUGCUGGUUUGGUUGCCAGUAUUGCAUUUAUUGCGUUUCCAAAUAAUACUUUAGCUUUAUACUUUAUGUGGAAAGUACUACAUUUAAUCUGUAUCGAUGGAGUAGAAAAAGGAAUACUUCCUGAUGUUAAAUGGUUUGUUAUUUUUCUAUAUAGCUUCUCUACAGCAGUACUUUUUCAUGCAGGUAUUUUUGAACCACAAAAUUUAAGAACCUCUUACUGGAAAUUUCUGUAUAAGGUAUCUGGUGGAAGAAUAGCAUCAAUAUCACGUCUUCCUUUAGAACCCUUUGGUCUUAAUAGUUAUAAAUCAUUGCAAGAAGUACUUGCACGAACUAAUACUACUGAUAAACGUAUAUAUUCAUUUUAAUUAGUUCAAUAAAAUUGAAAACAAACAUGUAUUCUAUUUUUGUAUAUUAAAAUAUUAAAACAAUUGUUUAACCAAAGAGUAUAAAAUGUAUUUCAUAAUUGUGAAAGAAUCUGAAUACACUACAAAAUAUACUAAUAAUACAA